This is a messenger RNA of Numida meleagris (helmeted guineafowl), 1029 nucleotides long. Its product is annotated as leukocyte immunoglobulin-like receptor subfamily B member 3. Lineage: Eukaryota; Metazoa; Chordata; Aves; Galliformes; Numididae. The record is from RefSeq and is a predicted model, not a curated record.
AUGGCACCAAUGGCACUGGCCCUCAUCCUGAGUUGGUGCCUGAUGGCAGCAAGGAGGGCACAGCAAGUGCCCCGACCCUCCCUGUGGCUGCACCCCAGUCAGGGGGUGUCCGUGGGGGACAAUGUCACCCUGCGCUGCCACCUGCCCUGGCUAUCUGCAUGGGUGUGGCUGCACCAGGUUGAAGGUCAGACACACAGCAAAUACAAGGACAACAAUGUGGUCGAGUUCUCCUUCAUUAGCACAAGUUGGGAACAUGCGGGGACAUAUCAGUGUCAGUACCGGGAGCCUGAGUCAAAGGAGAAAUGGGAAAAGAGUGAUCCUGUGGAGCUGGUAGUGACAGAUCACAGCUUCCCACCACCCUGCAUCUCCCUUCACACCAAGGAACGUGUGGGGACAGGGACCAAUGUCACCAUCCGCUGCUGGAACAGGGACUAUGGGGCCUCCUUCCUCCUGCACAAGGAUGGGUGUUCAGCCCCUGUCCAGCACCAGAACCCUGAUGGGGGCACAGCCACCUUCAUCCUCUUUGGGGUGACCCCAUCUGACAGUGGCACCUAUAGGUGCUCCUACCACCCCUGGUGUUACCCCUUUGUGUCCUCACCUCUUGGGGACAGCAUGACACUGGAGGUGACACCCACACCUGCACCUCCAGGUGGGUCUCAUACUUCCCAUGGGAACCUGGUGGUGUUGGUGGCUGGGGGCUGCACUGCUGCCUUUGUCUUCAUCCUCAUCCUUGUCAUCUUCUUCCUCCUCGCUGCCCGCAGACGUCGGAUACGGAGAGAUGAGAGCCCUGGCGCCCCCACAAAAAAUCCUGAGGCCAUAGAGUUCCAGGUAAGUCUUUGGGUCAGGGAAUCCCAAAUCCCAACCUGACCCUUGCAACCCCCGCAGUCCCAUAGAGAGCCCCAAACCUUGCCCAUGGGGACCCAGGGGACGGCCAGCCUCAUACGGUUUGCCCUUACAUUAAGCACAUCCCCCAAACCCAGCCCAUGGGGAACUCUAAAUCUGCAUUGUGGAUCCCCUGAUCGCCCUGGC